Messenger RNA from Talaromyces rugulosus, 909 nucleotides. RefSeq lists its product as uncharacterized. The record is from RefSeq and is a predicted model, not a curated record. Bases 1 to 909 code for a protein of 302 amino acids. NCBI's taxonomy places the organism in Eukaryota, Fungi, Ascomycota, Eurotiomycetes, Eurotiales, Trichocomaceae. The transcript is spliced from 3 exons.
AUGGCGCGCGCAGACAUUUCAUUCCAAACCGCUGACCAUGUCACUCUACGAGGAUGGUUCUAUCGCCCGGUAUCAGCCUCGACUGCGCUGCCCUGCCUCGUGCUGUGCCAUGGCUUCAGCGCCCUCAAGGAGAUGGAUCUGGACAAAUUUGCCGAAUACUUCACUUCGAAGCUGCCCCUGAACUGUCUAGUCUAUGACAACCGUGGCUUUGGAGACAGCGACACCAAGGAGGGCCAGCCACGGCAGGAGAUCAUUCCCGCGCAGCAGACCAGUGAUCUCUCGGACGCCAUCACCUACGCACAGUCGCGCAGCGAUGUCGAUGCUGACAAGAUCGGUAUCUGGGGAUCCUCAUACUCGGGCGGCCAUGUCCUAUGGACUGGAGCAGUCGACCGUCGAGUCAAGGCUGUUCUUUCUCAGGUGCCAUGCGUGAAUGGAUACGAUAACUUCCACCGUCUUGUGCGGGCGGACUUUGUCGCUGGCAUGAACAAAGCGUUUCAAGAAGAUCGCUUGGCUAGGGCUGAGGGCAAACCAGCGGCCAUGGUUGCCGUUGUUGAUGCAGACCCUCUGAAACCUUCAGCUCUUCCAAGCCCUGAUAGUUGGGCUUUUUUCAGCGACUGGGAGAAAAAGUCGAAUUGGAAGAAUAGUGUAACACUCAAAAGUAUUGAAUGCUUACGCGAAUACGAUGCAUCGGCGCAUAUCCAUCGGAUAUCACCCACUCCCCUACUUAUGACGGUUGUAGAAAAUGAUGUUGCGACUCCUACAGACUUGGCGUUGGAAGCAUAUUCCAAAGCUCGAGAGCCGAAGAGACUACAGAUAUUACCCGGUGGGCAUUUUGAAGCAUACUCAGGACCUAAUUUUGAACGCAAUGUGUCGUUUCAGGCGCAGUUCUUGAAGGACUACCUGUUAUAA